CUGAUCUCAAAUUUGUAAAAAACUACAAACCUCAGGUUGCGAAUCGGACGCUCCGGAUUCUUCUGCAUGGACCAGAAGGAAAAGUCCAGUUUCAUCAACUCAGUCUAUACUGUCCUAAAGCAGCGAAUUUACUCACAGGCUUUGGCAGAUAACUACUCAAGCGGAAGUUUUACUAAAGAGUACUCAACUUAUAAAGAGAAAAAAGAGGACAUGUCAUCCUACCCGUUUGUGUUCUGUGACAUCAUGGGUCUGAGCGAAGGAGAAGAAGCCUUGCAGGAAGAUGUCAAACUGGCUUUAAGGGGACAUGUAAAGGAAGGUUACAGGUUCAAACCUGAAAAACUGUGUGAGGGUGACAAGUUCUAUCAGCAGACUCCAGAUCCCAAUGACAAAGUUCACGUUCUUGUCUGCGUAAUUCCUGCAGAUAAAAUAGGGAUGACAAGUGAUGAAGUUGUGGAUAAGAUAAGGAGCAUCAGAGAGGACGCCAGGGACCACUAUAUUUCUCAGAUUGCUAUAAUCACCAAAAUCGAUGAAUUCGAUCCUGACCUGAAAAAGGAUAUAAAGAACGUCUACAAGCUCAAAAGCAUGAAGGAAAAGAUGGAGAAAUUUAGCUCUCUUGUUGGAAUUCCCAUGAACCGCAUCUUCCCUGUGAAGAACUACCAUGAGGAAAUUGACUUGAACGAUGACAUCGACUCACUGAUCCUCAGCGCAAUGAGACAUAUCCUCAACUGUGGAAAUGACUGCAUCAACUUCCACCACAACUGGGUUGGAUCUUCAUGAAAUACAUUUGUUUUCUUUUCACUGCUUGCCUCCAGAUAAUGUCUUAUUCAUGCUAAUUUUUCAGCCUUUCUAUAGUUACAAAACUAAUAAAAUCAAAUCGGUAUGAAGCUGUCCGCAGCAUUUAAAUCUCUCUUUUAUGUAAAAGGUAAGCUUUUUAAUGAGGUACUUAGAAUUCUUCCAUGAAUCAUAUUUUGUUGUAUUUCAGGUCAGUAAUCAAAUGAUUUUAAAAUAAUUAAACCUUUAGCUCUUUUACUGUGAAAUGUUUCCCAGCAUAUCCACACUGAUUUAUUUAAUCACAAUAAACAUGCUUUAAAAUUCA
Messenger RNA from Xiphophorus couchianus (Monterrey platyfish), 1096 nucleotides. Its product is annotated as interferon-induced protein 44-like. The coding region runs from base 67 to 777 and encodes 236 amino acids. Lineage: Eukaryota; Metazoa; Chordata; Actinopteri; Cyprinodontiformes; Poeciliidae. The transcript has 6 exons. Gene Ontology annotation, biological process: immune response. The record is from RefSeq and is a predicted model, not a curated record.